UUGAACUCAGGACCUCUGGAAGAGCAGUCGGUGCUCUUAACCACUGAGCCAUCUCUCCAGUCUCCUUAUUUUCGUUCAUAGUCCAGUCUGGCCUUGAACUGCAGAGAUCCUCCUUACUCUGCCUCACGAGCGCUGGAACAAAGGUGUAUACUACAACUAGAUGCUUUAUUGCUUUUUAAUAGAGGAAGUGAAAGGGUGACAGUCAUUUGUAACUGCAGCGCCCUGUUGUAGUCCAGUAACAGCUCUGCUCAGUUGGUGAUGAUGCUCAGUUCACUCCCGUCUGGCAGAGAUUGACAAAUGGGGAAUCUUUUGGUUCUGGUGUUCUAUCAUGGCAAUGUCUGUCUCCUUGUUCAGCUUCACCAGAGACACAAAUUAUAGUCUGGAGUGUGUGGGUGCCCAGUACAUGAGCUUGCUCAUAUUUGAUCACGUAUGGAGUAAUGGAAGGGAUCUCAAUGCUCUCUUGACCUUCCUCCCCCGCAUUUUCCAAGUCAUCUAGUCUUACAUCCUCCUGCACACAGUCAAAGUCACAUCAUCAUAGGAGAGAAAGGAGAGAGUGCAGACAGACAGGGAUCGUUGAACCUAAAUUCUUUCUUCUUUCUUUAUUGAGCACAACCACUAACAAAUUGCAACCAACACUCCCUGAACGAUCAACAACCACCAAACCAACCUAUUGGGCCUCUAGUAUUUAUCUAACCUCUGAAAAAAUCCUGGAAUUCCAAAUAUCACAUAACGGCAGAAACUGCUUGCAGCUGGCAAAAUGGUGCCCUGAUAGCGCAUGAGGCAAUCAUAGCUUCAGCAAAGCAGUCUGAAGCAGCUCCAUAUCCCCACUCCUGGGGUUAAAAUGAAAACAUAAGAACAUGCCCAAAGGUCAGAGAAAAGGAGAAAGCCAGACCCCGUUGAAUUGCCUUCCUCUGGGGAUGAGGUUGAACAUACAGAGACUGAGCCAGUAGACAUCGGAUUCUCACUGGAUUUCAAGUUGAGUAGUGACUGCAGAGAAUAUCCUGGAGAUGCAACAGACCCUCACCCAGGAAUCGGCAAGAGGAGGGAAACAGAUAUCGACACAUUGUCUAUGCUAAACCAUGAGCACAGAGCGUUUCAUCCAGCCACUGGCAGCUUGAUAUUUAUGUGCUACCUAUUCCCAGGGAUGUGGAGUCUCCUGCAGUGGCUGGAGUCUCUGAGCGAUCAUACCUCACAACACCAGUGCAGGAUAAAGAUGGCCCUUCUUAUGAGACACCUGUGCCCCACCAGGAAGGUGUUAAGGAAUGAGUUCUUGUAUCUCUUGAAAUGUCUUCCAUAUGCUGCCACUCAUUGGCUCAACUCCCAGCCCUGGUUAGCCUUGCUGUUUGGAUUCUUAUCAAUUAAAUUCCGGUCCCCUUGAAAGGAGAUCAUGAACCAGACUUGGAUGGAAGCAUCAUAUGCCCAAAUGACUACAUACGUGCUGAACAAACAUUUGGAACAGUGCAUGGAUGGAACAAUUGCUCUAUCGAAAGUUGCUUUUGAGAUUCUACCUUUCCUGUCUGUGGAGAAAAUUUUCAAGAAGCACCUUAGUGAAUGGUUUGAAUUCAUAGGUGCUCUCUGGCAAAAUGACUCCAUCAAACUUGUUCCAGGAGCAUUUCUGAACUUUUCGGCAGCAGCACUUUUUGGGAGCAAGCUCCAGAGUGCAAUGAUGAUGGCAUUCAAAGCCUUCUAUCAUUCAACCUAGUUCAACCUGGUUCAACCUUGAUGGAGCCUUAUUACAUAGGGCUAGAGCCAAAUCAUACAAUCAGGAAUAGGUGGAGAAAUGAGUUCUGGGAUCCAGGCUGUUCUCAAGGUUAUUGAUAUCAGAGACUUC
This is a messenger RNA of Rattus norvegicus (Norway rat), 1831 nucleotides long. The record is from RefSeq and is a predicted model, not a curated record. Lineage: Eukaryota; Metazoa; Chordata; Mammalia; Rodentia; Muridae.